This is a messenger RNA of Paraphaeosphaeria sporulosa, 1801 nucleotides long. Its product is annotated as beta-glucosidase. Lineage: Eukaryota; Fungi; Ascomycota; Dothideomycetes; Pleosporales; Didymosphaeriaceae. The coding region runs from base 1 to 1476 and encodes 491 amino acids. The record is from RefSeq and is a predicted model, not a curated record. Gene Ontology annotation, molecular function: beta-glucosidase activity. Gene Ontology annotation, biological process: carbohydrate metabolic process. The transcript is spliced from 4 exons.
AUGACGGACUCGCAAAUCCCCAAAGAGGAGUAUGUGACGGAUUCACACCUCCCCAAAGACUUCCGCUGGGGCUUCGCAACAGCAUGCUACCAGAUCGAAGGCGCGCCCAAAGCCGAUGGAAAGGGCGAGAGCAUCUGGGACGUCUUCACCCACAUUCCGGGCAAAGUCUGGGACGGCACCAACGGCGAUGUAGCCUGCGACAGCUACAACCGCACGGCCGAGGACAUUGAGCUGCUCAAGUCGACGGGCGCAAACACGUACCGCUUCUCGCUGUCAUGGACGCGCAUUAUCCCGUUGGGCGGCCGCAACGACCCCGUCAACGAGGCCGGCCUGCAGCACUACGUCAAGUUCGUUGACGACCUGCACGCCGCGGGCAUCACGCCCAUGGUCACCCUGCUGCACUGGGACCUACCCGACGGCUUGUACCAGCGGUACGGUGGCUACCUCAACAAAGACGAGUUUGCGCAGGAUUUUGAAAACUACGCGCGUGUGGUGUUCAAGGCUUUUGGCGACAAAGUGAAGUAUUGGAUCACCUUCAACGAGCCGUGGUGCAGUUCUAUUCUUGGGUUCAACGUUGCGAGCCACGCUCCGGGACGCACGAGUGAUCGGAGCAAGAGCGACAUCGGCGACAGCAGCACAGAACCCUGGAUUGUAGGACACUCGCUGCUGAUUGCGCACAGCAGGGCGGUCAAAGUGUACCGUGAUGAGUUCAAAGAGAAAGAUGGUGGCAUCAUUGGUAUCACAUUGAACGGUGACUAUGCCGAGCCGUGGGAUGCAAACGAUCCUCUUGAUGUCGACGCGGCGAACCGCAAGCUGGAGUUCACCUACGGGUGGUUCGCCGACCCAGUGUACUAUGGAAAAUACCCCGAUGCGAUGCGUAAGCAGUUGGGAGACAGAUUGCCCGACUUUACAGACGAAGAAAUCGCGCUGGUCAAAGGUAGCAACGACUUCUUCGGCAUCAACUCGUAUGGCGACAACUACAUCAAGCACAAGGAAGGAGAACCUGCUCCAGAUGACUUCUACGGCAAUCUGGAUGUGCUCGAUCAGAACAAGGCCGGUGAUUGGAUUGGACCAGAGACAGAGUCUGUUUGGUUGAGACCGAAUCCCCGCGGCUUCAGAAGUCUGCUGAACUGGUUGAACAAGCGCUAUGGCGGACCGAUAUUCUACGUUACAGAAAAUGGUACAAGUCUGAAAGGGGAGAACGAUAAACCCCGUGAGGAGAUUUUGGAUGAUGAGUUCCGCUGCUGGUUCUUCAGGGGAUAUAUCGGAGCGCUCGCGGACGCAUACACGAAGGACGGCAUAGACAUUCGAGGCUACACUGGAUGGAGUCUCUUGGAUAAUUUCGAGUGGCACGAGGGCUACCGGACGCGCUUCGGCGUCACGUACGUCGACUACGAGGGUGGCCAGAAGCGAUACCCGAAGAAGAGUGCGCACGAAGUAGGCCAAAUCUUCGGAAAAUACAUCAAGAAGGACUAGAUUGCUUGCAGCCGGUGGCUCGAGGCGACAUGGGCCAGAGGCAUAUGCAAUCGAUGAUUCUGAGAGGCUUCCAGAACCGGGUACAUCUUGGCGUGAUGUGCAGGAGGGUCUUACGUGCAGUAACGUUUGUGCAAGUGCGCGUGCGGGUGUCGGUAUGAUGUGCGCGACGCUGGAGGAUCGGCCCAGGGUAUUCAACGAGGGAAGUUUUGCGGCCGACUUCAGCGUGUGUUGUGAUGGAGUCCUUGGAGCCGGUCGGGCUGGUCAGGAAAAAUUACUGCUUUCGAUAGACUGAUAUAUCCACAACGGCCGCGACCCGCUUGUCCAC